AUGGCUCUCCCCGUGCGGUCUUCCGCUCAAGCGCCUUCCUCCCGCCUGCAAGAAAUCAUCGCCGAGUCAGAGCGCAUCGAAGAGUUAUCGGAUUCCGAGGGCGAGUACGAAGACAUGGGCACCGCUACCAUGGAAGAGCAGGCCAACAUUGCGUAUCUGGAGAGUGUGAAGAUGCCGAUAAGAGAUGGACUGGAGACGGCUACGUCGAGACUGCAGGACGAGACGCUUGAUGUUGUUCUGCCGUUUUUGGAGGGCAAUCCGCAUGACUUCCCGCUAAAUGUUUAUGGCUUGCCGAAACUUCAACGGAAGAGUCAUAUUGCUAUGCUGGAGAUGGCGCUGGGAGACUACCCGGCCCCGUUUGCUAUGAUGGAUGCAUCGCGACCGUGGAUCAUCUAUUGGGGGUUGCAGGGCUUGUCGGCUUUGGGGCAUGAUGUGUCGAAGUAUCAGAAACAAACAGCACACACAUUCUCUCUAGCACAACACCCUGAAGGUGGGUAUGGAGGCGGCUAUGGCCAACUCCCUCAUCUCGCAUGUACUUAUGCUACUGUGCUCUCCCUUGCCAUGGCCGGGGGUGAAGAAACUUACGAGUCUAUCGACCGCAAAGCCAUGUGGCACUAUCUAGGCCGUAUGAAGCAAACAGAUGGCGGCUUCACUAUGGUUGCUGGCGGCGAAGAAGAUAUCCGUGGCGCCUUCUGCGCUGUCGUCAUCCUCUCCCUCUUGAACAUCCCCCUCGACCUCCCCCCGGAUGCACCUGCGCGCGCCAACGGGCUCACUACCUUCGUCGACAAUCUAGGCGACUGGGUAUCCAAGUGCCAGUCCUGGGACGGCGGAAUCUCUGCAGCGCCAGGAAACGAGGCACACGGUGCGUAUGCCUUCUGCGGCUUAGGGUGUCUGUCGAUCAUUGGUCCACCAAAAGAAACGCUGAACAAAUACCUGAACGUGCCGCUUCUGAUUCACUGGCUCUCCUCCCGUCAAGCUAGCCCAGAAGGCGGCUACAACGGUCGCACCAACAAGCUCGUCGACGGCUGCUACUCCCACUGGGUAGGCGGCUGCUGGUCUCUAGUCGAAGCCGCGACCACACCCGGGCUAUGGAAUCGUACGGCUCUCGCGCGGUACAUUCUCUCUGCCGCUCAAGACAAGAAGGGCGGGCUUAGAGACAAGCCUGGCAAGCACUCUGAUGCGUAUCAUACGUGUUACAACCUGGCUGGCUUGAGCCAUGCUCAGCACAAGUACGUGUAUGAUGAGGAAGUGAACAAAGGACUUGGGAGUGGGAACCUGGGGGCGCCGUAUCACUGGAAGACGGAGGGGGAGUUUGAGCAGGACGACGUGUGGGGUGAGGAGGAUGUAGUCAGGGGUGUGCAUCCCGUGUUCAUCAUUCCGUACAGGGCGGUGUAUGAGUGCAGGAGGUAUUUCGAGGAGAAAGAGAGCUUCUGA
Messenger RNA from Dothidotthia symphoricarpi CBS 119687, 1434 nucleotides. RefSeq names its product terpenoid cyclases/Protein prenyltransferase. Bases 1 to 1434 code for a protein of 477 amino acids. The transcript is spliced from 2 exons. Gene Ontology annotation, biological process: protein farnesylation. NCBI's taxonomy places the organism in Eukaryota, Fungi, Ascomycota, Dothideomycetes, Pleosporales, Dothidotthiaceae. Gene Ontology annotation, cellular component: protein farnesyltransferase complex. The record is from RefSeq and is a predicted model, not a curated record. Gene Ontology annotation, molecular function: protein farnesyltransferase activity.